Molecule: messenger RNA, 3873 nt
Organism: Plasmodium vivax (malaria parasite P. vivax)
Lineage: Eukaryota; Apicomplexa; Aconoidasida; Haemosporida; Plasmodiidae
Product: protein phosphatase 2C domain containing protein
Exons: 3
Coding region: 1-2349 (782 amino acids)
Biological process (GO): protein dephosphorylation
Molecular function (GO): protein serine/threonine phosphatase activity
Source: RefSeq, a predicted model, not a curated record
AUGGGGAACUGCAUCUCGUUCAUUAGUUUCCCCAAAUUCAAAUUAAGAAAAAAGAAGUACGAGCAGUCGGAUGUGGGUUUCAACCCAGAGUACGAGCGCACAGCUGAUAGUAAUGCGUACGGCAGGGGUGAAAAGAGCCGAAGAGGGAGGAAGGGCUCUGGGGGACACGCGCAUGUGUACAACUCCAGCCGGGGUAGCGGCGGCGUUAAUGGGGCCCAUAAGAACGGUCCAAAGCAUGUGCGCUGUAGCGAUUCCAGCAAUCCUGGCAAUUCCAGCAAUCGGAGCAAUCCGAGCACCCCGAGCACCCCCAGCGACAGUGACCAACGUGAGAAACAAAUCGACAAGCAACCUGGAGCCAGCGAGCACAUUAGCGACUCCGCCAGUGACCAAUCCGACGUGCUGCUCAUAAACGAGAAAAACAAAAAGAAAGGGAAAAAAAAAGCCAAACAAAAGUGUAAAAGGAGCGGCGAAGUUGACCCAAUGGAGCUGUACAAAAAUGAAGCAGAUAAGGGGGAACCAAAAUCGAAUAUGAACGGCAAAAUACACCUGGACACAUCAAAGGGGAAGAAUAAGAAAGAGGUUCCCCAGAAUGGUUCCCCAAAUGAAGAUAAUGCAAAAGGAAAGGGAGCGUAUAAUCACCAUGUAGACGCACCUUCCAAAAGAAACCCCUCAUUUUAUAGUAACUCAAUUAACAGUAACGAUCUGUACAAAAAAAACAAAAGAGAAAAUUUACUCAACAUAAAAUACAGCAAUAUGAUUUUGAAUGACAUCAGAGAUGUAGACAUCAUCGUCGUUUUCUUGUUCAGCCUGUUCCUCUACUUCAACGCGAACAAUAUAGUGGACAUGCUGGACCCUAAUAAGAAGGAUAGGUACUCCCUGAGAAAUUCAUUAAAUAUAAAUCACGACAUUAUAAAAUUCCCCACGUUUCCCAAAGAAAUUAUAGACAGCUUUUUAAAGAACGAUUUUACACUGCUAAAGAAGUAUAUAAAAAAUAAAUGCAACAAGUUGAAGAAGAAGUAUAAGAGUACCUACCUGAAGAAGGUCAUAGGGAGUGACGGAGAGGGGGAAGCUGAACAGAAUGGGGAAGUGGAGCAGAAGGGUGAGAGGGAUGAGAGGGAUGAGAAGGGUGAGAAGCAUGAGAAGGGUGAGAAGCAUGAGAAAGUUGAGAAGCAGGAGAAGGGUGAGAAGGUUGAGAAGGGUGAGAAGGUUGAGAAGCAUGAGAAAGUUGAGAAGUAUGAGAAGAGGAAAAACUUUAAAUACGAAUUGAAGAAGAAAAAGGAAAAAUGCUCCUUCUCGAAAAUCGUCGAAUCGGUUGAUAGAAACGAAUGGAUCCAUAGAGACAUCACAGAAAUACCAUGUGAUCAGAAUUUGCCUGACCUUAACAUAACCUUCAUCGUCAUGGGGGCGUACUGCCUAUACCAGAAGAGCACCAAGCCAUUUCAAGAUAAAAAUACCUUUUUUUAUAAAUCCCCCUCCUACACAUGUGAUGCUGAAAUAUCUGUUGCGUGUAAGAAAGGAAGAAAAUUAGAUUUCCCCAACCAAGAUGAUUUUACUAUUAUUCAAACGAACGAAUGGAUACUAAUAAUGGUGUUCGACGGACAUGGCCCAUCAGGACAUGACAUCAGUAAUUUUGCUCAUGUAGUCCUCCCCCUUCUCUUCUCAUAUAACAUUGAAAGAAUAUUUGAAAAUCCUGUGCGCACUAUGAAAACGCUAUUCUAUAUGAUCAACUGCUAUUUGGUCAAUUACUCCUACUGCAUAAAUAAUAACAUUAACCCGAUUAACAUCAAUUUCAUCGAUUAUAAUUUAAGUGGAACCACCUGCACCAUCAUCCUGUACAAUUUUGAAACGAAAAAGAUUUAUUCCGCUCACACAGGGGACAGCAGAGCUGUUAUGGGGAAGCAGAAUCAACAGACGAAUGCCUUUAGGGCGUAUAAUAUUACGGAGGAUCAUAAGCCAUCCUUAAAACUGGAGAAAGAUCGAAUUGUUGCUUUUGGAGGGGAAGUGAAAAAGCUGCAGGGAGAUGUCUCCUACCGAGUUUUCGUCAAAAAUGAAAUGUAUCCAGGCUUGGCCAUGAGCAGAGCCAUCGGCGACAUCACGUCCUCCUUCAUCGGGGUUACUUGUGAGCCCACCAUCAACAUUUUCGACAAAUCGGACGAGGAUAAGUUCAUUAUCGUCGCCACGGACGGCAUCUGGGAGUUCAUCAGCAGCGAGGAGUGCGUCCAGAUGGUUUCCCGCAAGCGCAAGAAGAAGGUGCACGUCGCCAUGGAGGAAAUCAUCAAGGAGUCCUGGAGAAGGUGGGAGCGGAUCGACACCGUCGAUGAUAUGACGUUGGUAAUUUUAUACUUCUGAUAUGCCACCCCCCGUGAAAGCUCCUGCGAGGAAGUCCUUUAACCCCCCUUAUGAGUGAUUCCCCACUGGGACAAUUUUUUUUUUUUUUAAAUGCAUAUUUUGAAGUUUCCUUUGUUUCCACCACUUUUUGUUAACUCAUUUGCUGUUUAACAAACUGAGGUAACUGCGCGUGGUUGUAAAUUGUGAAGUCACUAAUUCGAAAUGCUGAGGGGUGAAAGUGGGUUGGGGGUCCCCAGAGGGGAAAAGAGCGCGUCGGUGGGAGCAGCCAAUUGGGUGGGAGCAGCCAAUUGGGUGUGAGCAGCCCACUUGGUGAAAACUCCCAAAUGGGUUAGCGCUCCCAAACCGGUGACCGCUCCCCAAUCGCGCAAACGGGCCAAACGGACGCACAAUAAACAACGCGCCGUGUACAAUAAAAAAAUAGAGGCCGCUGAACGGCACACGUGCGAGAAGCGCAAGUCGAAGGAGGAGUCUCGCCGUCCAGCCUCUCCCAAGUGAGCACUUCAAAAGUGCCAAAAAAAGGUACACCUUUUUAAAUAGCUUAAAAGGGAGAAAUGCAGAAGGGCGCGAAAUUGCGCCUCUGUGGGGGAACUUUUCCUUUUUCCGCGUCACAGCGCCAUCACUGCUCAGUCACUACCGCGUCACCACCGCUUCGCUUCACCGCCGCUCCGCUUCACACAUCGGACACGUCCCUGUGCUUCUUGACUAUGUGGUAGUAGUGCAGCGCGUCGUGCCGCUGCAGGUAGUCCGUCACCUCCACCUCCGUCUUGGCAAUUAUCAUCUUCCAGUUGAGGAAGUUCUUUUUCUUCACAGUGCCGCUCCAAAUUAGGCUGCAAGUGCAGCCCUGGUUUAGGUGAACAUUUGCACCAUCAUUAGGGUAAUCUGCCUGGGCGUCAAAAUUGGAUUUGCUUUUGCUUCGAUCUGCUUUUUCUUUAAGGUUGCCAUUGUUAUGGUCGUGAUCUAUGCCUCUUGCCCCUCCUCCUUCCUCUUCUUCUUCCUCCUCAUCAUCCUCAUCGUCCCCUUCUUCAUCCUCGUUAUACUCAUCUUCAUUCCAUUUGAUUCGCCUAAAAAUUAGCCUCUUGUACCUCUCAAUGGCAAUGUGCUUCCCCUCCACAAUGAUGAAGUUGUAAAGAACAGUCAUAACGCAUACGCCCGUCAAAUGUAGCUGCUGUGCAUUUAUGUCAAUUUUGAAGACGUGUUUUUUAUUGGACAAGUUAGAAAUGUAAAUGACGAGGACUUCAUUCUCUUGAUUUGGAUCGCAUUUCCAUUUUUUCAUUUUCUUUUUGCUUUUUUCUUCCGGAUUUAAUUUUCUCUCUUGGUUUUGUUUAAAAUGUCGUAGUUCUCUUUCUUUCAUUUGUUGCCUCACUUCUAAUUCUAUUCUUGAGGGUUGCGAAACUGCGCUGUCUCCAAGGACCCUCAUCAGAUUGGAUAGUUUCAUCUUCGGUGGAGGUGGGGGCAUUAAUCCGAUUCGAAUUUUGUCUUGUUUCUCUCUUUCCUUUUCUUGUCUUUUUCUCUUCCUCAACUUUU